GACGAAAAUGAUGGCAGAACAUUCCCAAUCGGUUGGCGAGUUCGAUCGUGUUCAGUCGUGUUUUGUCUAAAAGAAAAAUUUUUUUUGAAACGACUGUUACUGUCUGGAUUGUUUAACUACCUUGUAUCGGCGCCUCUCGAGGCCUCCAACCUCCAACUUUUGUAAUUUACGCCGCUUGCGGCUUAUACGACGAGUGGAUCGCCCGGGCCUUAUUUAGAGCAGUAUUGCUUGACGGCCAAAUUAUAAAAAGAAGACAACAACACAAGAGGGGCGCAAAUCUCGCAGAUUUCCGACGAGGAAGAAGUCGAGAUCUCUUCGUCGCAGUACCGAAACGUACACGGGUCACUGUCCCACCCUUAAUUUCGCGUUGGAAAGAGAUUCGGAGCCAAAUUCCAGUAUGGAGGCGGAAGAGCAUCCAACUUCUCAGGAUAAAGAGAUUAAAAAAGAUUGUAAUAACGAAGCUACGUUUUGCAAGGCAGCUCCGUACACUCAAGGAUAUACCGGAUUUAUUCCUGGCCGCAACGACAGGCAUACCUACGGCAUGACUUUCAUGAAAGCCGUGGAAGUCGGUGGCAAAGAGUGGCACAAAACGCAAGCGAAUCUGUGGGAACAGGACGCGAUAAGGGCUCACGCUCUGACAGAGCGGACAGAGCCGACACAUCUUCUAUCUGGAGCGAGGGCAGAUAAUGUGGACUUUGAGACCGAUGACGGUGAUGGCAAAGACAGAAAAACCUACGAUUAUAAUGUCGACUCAGAAAAACCGCCGAUCCCUGGUUAUACAGGCCACAUUCCAGGAGCGAGACUUGAAGUUGAUCAUUCCAAGGGGUACGGUGAAUCCGCCCGGAUAGGAUUUCGAGCUGUCCAAAAGGAACGUGAUGAGAGGCACGCCAAGGAGGAUAUGGGCUAUUAAACGGCUAUUGAACUUUCGUGUUAUUUCAUAAAAAUGUAUUUAGAUAUAAUGGUAUAUAAUUUUUACAUUAUUAUUAUUAAGGGGUUAGUCUACUCUAGAUCGGGCAGAAACAGGCGAAUUUUCAGGAAUUAAUUUCAGACAAAAUAUCGGUGAUACAUGAAUGAUUUUUUUUUUUAUUAUCUUUAUUAGGGUUUCAAGAACAUGUACCAAUUUUUUGGUGUAAAAAGAUUUCAAAAUGGCGAUGAGGCACUCCUUCGCGCGCAAUUAUGCUUUUCAAACGGUGUACAUGGUUUCUGAAAUGUGGGUGGUCUGAAAAAAAAAUAUGGUCAUUAACUAUAUUGUAUUGUCUUCGGAAUGACGGAGCUUUUUUUCUCUCCUUGUUUUUGGCGUCAAGAAAAAAAUUCUUGAAUUUUUCACUGCAUUUUUGAAAAAUUCAGGAAUUUUUUUCUUGACGCCAAAAACGAGGAGAGAAAAAAAGCUCCGUCAUUCCGAAGACAGUACAAUAUAGUUAAUGACCAUAUUUUUUUUUUUUCAGACCAUUCAUAUUUCAGAAACCAUGUACACCGUGUGAAAAGCAUAAUUGCGCGCGAAGGAGUGCCUCAUCGCCAUUUUGAAAUUUUUUUACACCAAAAAAUUUGUACAUGUUCUUGAAACCCUAAUAAAGAUAAAGAAAAAAAAUCAUUAAUGUAUCACCGAUAUUUUGUCUGAAAUUAAUUCCUGAAAAUUCGCUUGUUUCUGCCCGAUCUAGAGUAGACUAACCCCUUAAUGAAAUAAUUACAAAAAUACGUAGAAAAUAAAUAUUAGUAUCGCAUGA
Temnothorax curvispinosus is the source of this 1724-nucleotide messenger RNA. RefSeq lists its product as uncharacterized. The record is from RefSeq and is a predicted model, not a curated record. The coding region runs from base 398 to 910 and encodes 170 amino acids. The transcript is spliced from 4 exons. NCBI's taxonomy places the organism in Eukaryota, Metazoa, Arthropoda, Insecta, Hymenoptera, Formicidae.